AUUUCAUUCAUCAUCCAUCGUGGCGUAAUAUUUUCCGGCCGACUGUUCACGUUUUUGCUGUGACCUAAUAAUUAGAUACAGUUCGCAAGAAAUUUCGAACUAUGCAAAGCCUUGCCUCUGCUCAUUGCCAGUGAUUGGAAAAGACAGUUUUUAUUCAGUUCCUGCAAAUUAUUCUUCCACGAUGACGAUGUCCGGCUCAUCCAGGUUAUUGACUAAACUAAACGAAACUGUGUUAACCCACAAGUACUACGAGGCUCAUCAAUUGUUAAAAACGUUAAACUUUAGGUACUCUGCUUCCAAGAAAUAUGAUGAGCUUGAAACUUUACUUAGUGAUCACUCAGUAUUUUUUCUUGAUAAUAAGCAGUUUGAGAGUGGCAUGGAUGUGGCGAUUAUGAUAGCAAACCUUCACAAAGCGGCAGGAAACCAGCCGACAGACAUUAGAAUUCUAAAUGCAUUAUGUUUGCUUAAGAAAAUGCCACCCAGUCCCGAACGAGGACAGUUCCUUCAUUUGAUAUUAGAAUGGGCAGGCUCGUCUGAAUUGUCUGAUAAACUCAAUUCUUUUGCCGUGCAAAUGUACAUUGCAGAACGAGGGUACGAUGAAGCGUGGAGACAUGUAGUUCGAUUAAAUGACGGGAAAGUGGCCGCAAUAUACCUUUUACAAAUAGUUCAAGACAUUGGUUCAGCAAUAAAACGGGAGGAACUGGGGUUAAUUACGGCCCAUUUAGUUGUGACUUUGCUUGCUGCAAAAAAAGUUGCACAAGCCGAACAAGCGUUAAUAACAAUGGUUCAGACCCAAGACGUCAAACAAUUAUCACCAUUAUUGAAUGGAAUUCGAUAUUUGGUGGAGGCUGCUAAGACAAAUGACCCCCCGGCGUUCCAGGCAAUUCAGAAAUUGUAUGAUUUGAGUUUCUCAAGGGAUCCAAGUCUACAAAAAUUAGUUGGGGCUGCUGGCAAGUCUCUUUUUAAUAUAACUGAUGAGCGAAGCACCAAUGGAGGAGGUUUUAUGUCUCUCUUUAGUGCCUUCAUGAACAAUUCUUGAAUGCCUUAAUAUUGAUAGUUUCAUAAUGUGCUUGAUUUUUCUUAAUUUUGUGUUUGAAUAAAACGUUUAUCUCAUAAAAAUUAA
Messenger RNA from Folsomia candida, 1123 nucleotides. Its product is annotated as Golgi to ER traffic protein 4 homolog B. The record is from RefSeq and is a predicted model, not a curated record. Gene Ontology annotation, molecular function: protein binding. Lineage: Eukaryota; Metazoa; Arthropoda; Collembola; Entomobryomorpha; Isotomidae. The transcript is spliced from 7 exons. Gene Ontology annotation, biological process: protein insertion into ER membrane. Gene Ontology annotation, cellular component: BAT3 complex; cytosol. Bases 182 to 1039 code for a protein of 285 amino acids.